Ochotona princeps (American pika) is the source of this 3206-nucleotide messenger RNA. It is a transcript of the gene LRRC41, whose product is annotated as leucine rich repeat containing 41. The transcript is spliced from 10 exons. Lineage: Eukaryota; Metazoa; Chordata; Mammalia; Lagomorpha; Ochotonidae. Bases 295 to 2736 code for a protein of 813 amino acids. The record is from RefSeq and is a predicted model, not a curated record. Gene Ontology annotation, cellular component: cytoplasm; nucleus.
UGAUUGGCAUGUACUACUGGCCAGAGGCAGAAGGUAGGGGGAGCUGAUAUAUGUGCCUGAGAAUAUUUUAAGAAGAAACAUCCCUUCAGUCACUGCAGACCAUAGUGUAUUGACAUACGAAUUUACUUAAAAUAGCAGCUCCUAAGAGACGUGGAAGGUGUACUAACUUACUCGACAUUUCUUUAGCGUAUUUUCCAUUCUCACCUAUUUUAGUCAUGGAACCGUCCUAACUGCUUGACCUUUUCAAGAUGGCGGUCAGCGGACGCCGCGCUCGGGCUCGCGCACCUCCCCAAGAUGGCGGCGCCCGAGGCCUGGCGCGCCCGGAGUUGCUGGUUCUGUGAGGUAGCGGCGGCAACGACCAUGGAGGCCACGUCCCGGGAGGCGGCGCCAGCGAAGAGCUCGGCCUCGGGCCCCAGCGCUCCCCCCGCCCUGUUCGAGCUGUGCGGGCGGGCGGUGAGCGCCCAUAUGGGGGUUCUGGAGAGCGGGGUGUGGGCUCUCCCUGGCCCAAUACUUCAAAGUAUCUUACCUCUGCUUAAUAUAUACUACUUGGAGAGGAUUGAAGAAACUGCCCUCAAGAAAGGCCUCUCCACUCAGGCCAUCUGGCGCCGACUCUGGGAUGAACUGAUGAAGACAAGGCCUUCCAGUCUGGAAAGUGUGACCUGUUGGCGGGCCAAGUUCAUGGAAGCCUUUUUCUCCCAUGUUCUACGUGGGACUAUCGAUGUGUCUUCUGAUAGACGUCUUUGUGACCAGCGAUUCUCCCCUCUGCUACACAGCUCCCGCCACGUGCGGCAGCUCACCAUCUGCAACAUGCUGCAGGGAGCGACAGAGCUGGUAGCUGAGCCCAACCGCAGGGUUCUGGAGACCCUGGCUAGUUCUCUGCACACCCUCAAGUUCCGCCACCUGCUGUUCUCUGAUGUGGCAGCUCAGCAGUCACUCCGGCAGCUGUUGCAUCAGCUCAUUCACCACGGGGCUGUCAGCCAAGUGUCGCUAUACUCCUGGCCUGUGCCGGAGUCAGCUCUUUUCAUCCUUAUCCUUACCAUGAGUGCUGGCUUCUGGCAACCAGGCCCUGGUGGCCUGCCCUGUCGCCUCUGUGGAGAGGCCGCUCGAGGCCGGGCCCCAUCCCGAGAGGAAGGGUCCCUCUUGCUGGGCUCUCGCCGGCCUCGCCGAGAUGCUGCUGAGCGAUGUGCUGCAGCCCUGAUGGCCACUCGACGGAAGAGUGAAGCCAAGCAGAUGCUGAGAGCUGCACCUGCCACAAGAGUAACACGCCGGAGCGCACAGGAGAGCCUGACAGCAGGCGGGACAGACCCUAAGAGGGAGCUGCACCUUCCAGCCACCUCUGAGGCUCCUGGCACCAAGCGACCACCCACUGCUCUAGCUGCCACCUCCUCUGCCUCUGCUUCCUCUUCCACAUCCUCAACCAAACGAGCUCCAGCCAGCUCCACACCACAGCCCAAGCCCUUAAAGCGUUUCAAGCGAGCUGCAGGGAAGAAGGGUGCACGCACCCGCCAAGGGUCUGGUGCAGAGUCUGAAGACCUGUAUGACUUUGUUUUUAUCGUGGCUGGUGAGAAGGAGGAUGGUGAGGAGAUGGAGAUCGGGGAAGUGGCUUGUGGAGCUUUGGAUGGAUCAGAUCCUGGCUGCCUGGGGCUUCCAGCACUGGAGACCUCACAGAGAUUCCGCAGCAUUUCCACCUUGGAGCUGUUCACAGUUCCGCUCUCCACAGAGGCAGCUCUGACACUAUGCCACCUGCUGAGCACCUGGGUGUCUCUGGAGAGCCUCACACUCUCCUACAAUGGCCUGGGUUCUAAUAUCUUCCGCCUGCUGGACAGCCUGAGGGCCUUGUCAGGCCAGGCUGGAUGCCGCCUCCGGGCCUUACAUCUCAGUGACCUGUUCUCACCACUGCCCAUCCUGGAGCUGACACGUGCCAUCGUGCGAGCCCUGCCCCUGCUGCGGGUCCUGUCUAUCCGUGUUGACCACCCAAGCCAGCGGGAGAACCCUGCUGUACCAGGGAAUGCUGGGCCCCCUUGCCACAUAAUUGGGGAUGAGGAGAUUCCAGAAAACUGCUUGGAGCAGCUGGAGAUGGGAUUUCCAAGGGGAGCUCAGCCAGCUCCACUGCUCUGUUCCGUACUGAAGGCCUCAGGUUCUCUGCAGCAGCUGUCCUUGGAUAGUGCCACCUUCGCCUCUCCCCAGGAUUUUGGGCUUGUGUUGCAAACACUCAAAGAAUACAACUCGGCGCUGAAGAGGCUGAGCUUCCAUGACAUGAAUCUGGCCGACUGUCAGGGUGAGGUGCUGUUUUUGCUACAGAAUCUGACUCUUCAAGAGAUUACCUUCUCCUUCUGCCGUCUGUUUGAGAAGCGUCCAGCACAAUUUCUGCCUGAGAUGGUUGCUGCUAUGAAGGGCAACUCCACACUGAAGGGCCUUCGGCUGCCAGGGAACCGCCUGGGAAAUGCUGGCCUGCUGGCCCUGGCAGAUGUUUUCUCAGAGGAUUCAUCCUCCUCUCUCUGUCAGCUGGACAUCAGUUCCAACUGCAUCAAACCAGAUGGGCUUCUGGAAUUUGCGAAGCGACUGGAGCGCUGGGGCCGUGGAGCCUUUGGUCACCUGCGCCUCUUCCAGAACUGGUUGGACCAGGACGCAGUCACAGCCAGGGAAGCCAUCCGACGGCUUAGGGCUACCUGUCACGUGGUCAGCGACUCGUGGGACUCCUCCCAGGCCUUCGCAGAUUACGUCAGCACCAUGUGAUGGGAGCCCAUACCUCACAUGCCCAUGCUCAGUACCAUCAGCUUGUAGGGGCUGAGGCAUGGGGUGCCCAGAAUCCCAAACCAUCAAUUCUGUCUUUCUCUUUCUGCCACCUUUUCCCUCUUUUUUCCAUGCCCCCUUGCACUGAGGUCCUGGAGGCGUUGAUGGAACCCAGCAAAGGCAGCUGGGUUUAGAGCUUUUGGGUCCCACACUCAGUACCCUGGCAACCCUGGGCCAAGAGGUUACAGUGGUCAUUGGUCACUGAGGGGUCUCUUACCCAUGCACUAGAGUUCCUACCUUCCCCCUUCAAGCAGGUACCCAGGAUUUAGAGAAAUGUAGGAGACCCACUACCAGGCCUCUUCCUUGCUGGGCUUACCACUCUGCUUCCGGGCCUCAGUCCCUUUCAUACCUUUAUUCCUUUCUUUUUUUUAACCAAAAGUUUUUCUUAUAAAAUAAAUUUUGGGCAAACAUCA